AGGAAUCUGACUGACACACAGGACUGGCCGGCGCGUCAUUCAGUGAGGGGAAAUACUCGUGGAUCCAGCGGCUCACAGCAGAAGUAUCCAGCCUUCAUUUCAGCUUGACCAGAGACUGUUAUCGGCAGUGAAAACAGGACGUUACCAUGAUGGCAGUCCUGGGCAGCGCCGGUCGCUUGAUCCAAUUUGCCAGGAGCAGCGUCAGUCUGAGUAUGAGGAGACGCUCCACUGCUGCGGCAUUAGCCCAGACUGCAACUCCAGAGACACAGGAGAACAGGAAACCUAAGACAGGCAUCUUGAUGCUGAACAUGGGAGGACCCGAGAAACUUGAGGAUGUGCAUGACUUCCUGCUGCGGCUCUUCAUGGACACAGACCUGAUGAAACUCCCUGUGCAGAAUAAGCUCGGUCCGUUCAUCGCCAAGCGUCGCACGCCUAAGAUCCAGGAGCAGUACAGUAAGAUCGGAGGAGGCUCGCCCAUCAAACGCUGGACUUCUAUGCAGGGAGAGGGCAUGGUGAAGCUGCUAGACGAGAUGAGUCCCGACACAGCUCCGCACAAGUUCUACAUCGGUUUCCGGUACGUUCACCCGCUGACGGAGACGGCCAUCGAGGAGAUGGAGAAAGACGGGGUGGAGAGAGCUGUGGCCUUCACACAGUAUCCUCAAUACAGCUGCUCCACCACAGGCAGCAGUCUGAACGCCAUUUACCGUUACUACAGCAACAGAGGUGACAGGCCAAAAAUGCGCUGGAGUGUCAUCGACCGUUGGCCCACACACCCACUGCUGGUGGAGUGUUUUGCAGAACACGUCAGUAAUGAGUUGCUGAAGUUUCCAGAAGCGAAGAGAGACGACGUCGUCAUUCUGUUCUCAGCACAUUCACUCCCUCUGUCUGUUGUAAACAGAGGUGACCCGUAUCCUCAGGAAGUGGGAGCCACAGUUCAAAGAGUCAUGGAGAGACUGGGACACUGUAACCCAUACAGACUGGUGUGGCAGUCCAGGGUGGGCCCCAUGCCAUGGCUAGGCCCUCAGACGGACGAGGUGAUUAAAGGUCUGUGUGAACGAGGGAAGAAGAACAUCCUGCUGGUGCCCAUCGCCUUCACCUCUGACCACAUAGAGACUCUACAUGAACUGGACAUUGAAUACGGACAGGUGCUGGGGGAGGAGUGCGGUGUGGAGAACAUCAGGAGAGCAGAGUCACUGAAUGGAAAUCCUCUCUUCAUGAAGGCUCUGGCAGACCUGGUCCAGUCCCACCUGAAGUCCAACAAGCCGUGUUCCCGCCAGCUGACCCUGCGCUGCCCGCUGUGUACAAACCCCACCUGCGGAGAGACCAAGGCCUUCUUUGCCAACCAGAAACUCUCAUAGAAACACACCACAAACACACACACACACACACACACACACACACACACACACACACACUCUGAUGCCUCUCCUGCUGCGGGGCUACCUGUGAAGAAACAUAAGGCCUUCUUCAAUACACAGACGCUUCAUACAUACACAUGAACACACGCAGUUUCCCCAGCAAGUGUCAGUUCACAUGGAAAAUUUAACAUGAAGAACAGAGCAAAUGGUUUCUGCAAAUACAUUCUGUUGGUUUUGGUCUUUUCGUGGGAUUUGUUGACAUCAAGAAAAAUACUGAACAUCACCAGAUUUAUUGUUUAAAUGGGGCAAAGUCAACUCAAAAUAUUGAACCCAGAUUCAUUUUGAAGAAUGUCAAAAGAUGCUGCAUGAUUUUGAAAUGUGCACUUCGCAUCAGUAAAGCACAAAUAGCUCAUUAGAUUUUAAAUGAACUUGCUGGAAGUAAUAUAAACACUCUGCGAGGAUUUGCAGAUUCUAUUUGAUGAAAGUCUGUGUCGAUGAAAGAACUGACACUCUGCAGAAACUGCUCACAACACAUCAAAGCUACAGGAAAAAAGCCUUGCACUAGUUUAUUCGUUUUUUUGUGUUUUUUUAUUACAUUUCCCUUGCUUACAUUCCAUUCACUUAGCCCCUGCAAACCUCCACCAGAGACCCCGUUUCUCUUCUCGCUAGUGUCGAAUGAAUUAACAGUCGAACACGACGACGACACCGCACACAAGGGCUCUGGUUGGGCGGCUGGUUGUCUCCCCCGUCUUCUCACCUUUCGCUUCACGCCAUUGGCCCUCCAGCUCGUAACCCCACCCACCCUGCUGCAAUCCCUGCAAUGUGAUUGGAGGAGGUUGAUGCUGCUCAAAAUGCUGCUGCCUGACAGGUGGAUACCAGUGAGUUUAAGAGAGAAAAGAGUGAUUUCAAUAUUUCAAUUCAGAUUAAGCUUUUGCUGUUUAAUUCACUACACGAAGAUUUAAUAAUGUGAAUUAUAUUACUCCUCAAUCUAUGUUGGUGCUGAACGGAGCUAAUGUUUAAAAAGAGACACUGCAUGAUUUCUACAAUAAACCAGAAUGUCGUACAGCGGAGAUUUAAAAAAAGAAAAAUUAAGCGUAAGGGGUCGGAAACUCUCAGGGUGUCAUGAAAAAAUGUCAGGGUAUUUUGAGAUGGUUUACAAGCGAGGAGAAUUACAUUAUUACUAUACAAAUUCAUUAACAUGUUUUAUUUUUAUACUGUUUUCUCUUUUUUUCUCUUCUCUGCUGAAAUGGGGCAGUUGUCACUUCAUUUUAAGUAUUCACCUGCCUGUUCCUCAUUUUGAGAGAAACUGGCUCAGUAAAUCGAUAUUAACAAAGUGGAUUGAAGACAAAGUAAAUUAGGUGUUAAAUUAAAACCGAUGAAGUUAUGUUUUUUGUUUUAGUUACUUAAAGUGCAGGGGAACGGAAAAUCCACACACACAACGCAUGCAUCAGAGAGUGCAACACAUUAUUAAAAUAAUACAAACGUAGUGAACAGUGCUGGAGCCUCUGUACGCUCCUACACAACAGAAAUGUACCGUUGUACCGUAGUUUCAGAAGAAGGAAGUUCAGUCAUUUUUACAGAAAUGAUAUCCAUCAGGCCCCUGAUGGGAGAAAACACAUGGGAGAAAAUGUUACAGCUUUUGAUUUCCAUAUUAAUGCUACAGUCCUUGUUGAUGUUUAAGUUAUUAAUCUGUUAAACAAAAGAAUUUAAUUUAUCAGAGCUUUCUGCCACAUCUCCAAUUUCCGAGUCGAACACAACACAAACAGUCCGACGGGCCCUUCCAAAUGUUGAGUGACGCAAAGGUGACGACGGCUAACGCUCUGAGCUUGUUGAAAAAGGGAAAACGCAGCUUUGUAUCAAUACAUGCAAACAGUCUGUAGCGCUCCAUGGCAGUUGAUAGCAUGUUAGUUAAAGUCAUGUGGAGCCUCAAAGCUAAUUAUGUGCAGAUGCUACUUUUCAUUACUGAUCUUCAUUGAUUGAUCGAUAGCGAAAUGAUUUUGGAACAAAUUUAGCAUUUAGCCAACGGUGCUUUUUCUAUCGAUAAGACAAAAUGUUUUUACCAUCAGUUUAUAGAACACCUCACAUCCAGGCAGGUGUGACAGGAGCAGAAAAUAGUAACUAAUGAGGGAAAAGCAUAAAGGAGCAUUACAAUGACUACGCUAUGACAAACUACAAUGAUGCUGGAGUUGUCCCUUAAUGCAGUACGUAUACUUUUAAAAACUACAAUGUAGAGAAGUAGCUCAGAUGUGUCAAAAACUUAAAUACGUGGAGUGUUGGAUAAGAGCUUAGUUUCCGUGUUGAUAGACUGUGACCUCAGCCUAAGCCUCAACACAGUUUCUUUGUCCACUCACACCUCCUUGAUCACAGUGCAACUAACUGAAAAACCUAAUUCACUUCAGCCAGUAGGUUGACAUACAGAAUGCUGCAUUUUCUUUCACCAGUGGUUACUGCAGCUACAGAAAAUAUCUUCAAGGUUGCUGGUUCGGUUCCACCUGCCCUCGUGUUCGCUUGGGAUGAGACGCCCUAAUAACGUGUGAAUGUCAAAGUCAAACCUUACAUUACAUUUUAUGGGCAGUAACUUGACCUCUGACCCUGUUCCCCCUCUACUGUUUUUGUUCUGUUAUGCCAUAACAAUGUGCCUUUUACACUGGCUAACUAGAAAUACUGGACUUGUGCUUUAUGUAAAUUUUAUAUGUGCUUAACCAAAAUGCUGAUAGGAAAAAUCAACCCUGAAAUCUGACUUUGCAUGUUCCUGCUGUGACAUGGGCCACUGACAGCUCUCUCCUUGGGUUUCAAUUCAGAGAAAAAGAUCCUGACUGAGAUGUUUUAUACGGAAGCGGAGAAAGGCCAUACUCGCAAAUGUUAUUUUAUCCCGUUAUCUCCAGAUAACAGAGCUUUGUUUUCUCGAGACAACGGGAUGAUUAUUCCAGUAUCUCGAGAUAACGAGAUAAUUAUUCCAUUAUUUCGAUAAUGGAAUCUCAGAAUAAUUAAAUAAUUAUCCCUUUAUCUCGAGAUAACAGGAUUAUCUUGAGAUAACGGAAUAAUCAUGCCGAUAAUAAUUCAGAUAAUCCCAUUAUUUUGAGAUAAUGGUUUAACCCUGGAUAAUUAUUACAUUAUCUGCAGAUAACGAGCUUGUCUUGAGAUAACAGGGUAAUUAUCUCGUUAAAACAAAGCUCUGUUAUCUCGAUAACGGGAUAAAAAAAUAUUUGCAAGUUUGGCCUUUCUUGGCUUCCGUAGUUUUUUUUUUAUUCAAGAUUGCGGUAAUUUAAAUUGACAAAUUUAGCUAUUGUUCUAAUCUGCUAACGAGAGAGAGGUGGGCUAGUGAGCUGCCUGGCUUCUCAGCCACUCACUGUUUAAUUCUUCUGUUUCAACCAGACUCAUUGUGGCUCACGGCUUCUGUAAACUGACAGUCUGCACACCACAACUCUGUUGAUGGAAAGAAAGAUUUCUCACAUCUACAGAUCUUCCACUUGAUGAAAGGAACUAACAAAGUGUCCGCACAUUUUACAUCACUGGCAGUGGCAUCUAAAACAAAUAUCAAUAUUAAACUAAUAUAGUAAACGAGCUAAUUAACUCAGUGGCUGUACACUGUUUGUUUGUAGCUGGUGUCACUUGUUUCUGAACAGCUACAAAUAUGUAACAUGACAAAAUGAGCUAAUUAACAAUGUGCUGUGACUACAAGGCUAAAAAUGGAGGUAACCAUUUUGGGUCAAUGUGCAAACACUCUCAAGUCAGAAUAUUGGCAGGUUUUCUUCUGCAUAACAAUGAACAUGACUUCAUCACGUCACAUGCUGUGACUUUGCUAGUUAGCUUAUUGACUCGCGUGCUGUACUGCUCUCUCAACGGCUAGUUAGCUCACUAGCUAACUUGUGCAAUUGGCAACAAACUGUGCUACUUAGUUAAUUGGAUCUAUUGGAUCUUCUCAUUAUGUCACUGUCCAAUCACGCUGAACUUUGUUGAUAGUCUGAGCUUGAAAUGAUCACUCAAAAAAGAAAAAUGGGACUCUCAGACCGAUAAUAUCUCUCAUUUGACCACUUACUGUCAGUGGAGCUGCUUGAACACAUUUGAGACCCCGUCUGCGUUUCGCUUUGGGAGGAGCUUGUCGCACUCUGCCUUUUUCCAGUCAGCAUAGUAUACAUAAUACCAUCUACCACAUAAUGGCUGGACAUUGGUGCUUUUGGACAUGGUUGCCACUAAUUACCAACAACAAGACGCCAUGUUGGAAGACAGAUGUUAAAAUUUGUGAAGACUGAAGUCUUUUUCUCUUCAUUUGUAGCUUCAUUCGCCUCCUACCAGCACAUCUGAAAAAUCCAGUUUGACAUUUUAGCAGUCCUCCAACAUGGCUGCGUGUUGUGCCCAUUGGUAGUCUCCAACAAUGCUUGCAUAAGUUGUACAGCUGUUUUGGUUGGUACAUUUUUUCUGCUUCCACUGUGUAUGCAUACCGAUAUGCACUUUACAACACAUCUCAUUCAGUACAAACACUUUCGGUGCUCUUCCACAGGUUCCAAAGGGAUGGUUUGGUUUUUGAGGAAUACUUAACCAAGGGUUUGACAAACUCAGGGUCUCCUUUGUUUAAUAUCUCAUGUCGCAUGCAUAACUGAAGGCAGGAUAAAUAGUGACAUUAGCAACACUCAGCUCAUUGGGUUCAAGUGGCAGCUUUAAGGAUUUCUCUGCUCGCUGAUCCCACAGACAUUCAGCAAAUGAGCUUAGCUAGUCUCGAUGUUCUACAUUACCUUCAAACUGCAAAUCGAUAAGUGAAAAAUUCUCUAAAAACCAAAUUAUCACUUUAAUACAACUCUGAAACCUGGAAAAAGUCCAAUUUGUGCAGAAAUGGCAAAGAUUUAAUGCCACAGCAGAAGGACAUGCUCAUGUCUGUGAUGGCUGGGUUUUUCCUCAACAAACAUGUUUUUUGUUUUUUUUUUCAAUUAUCCUCUAUGUGUCAGUUUAUGACAAGACUGUUGUUUUAAAAACUGUUUUGCUCUGUGUGUGUGUGUGUUUAGCUCAAAGUGCAUUGUGCAGCACUUGAGUUGUGUGUGUAUAUAUAACAAAAAACGCUACAGCUUUCCUGCAGCUCCAGCGUAUUUGAAGUAAUUUGAAUUUAUUUAUUUUUGUUUUUUUGACGUGUUCCACAUCACACAAACCAUCCGUCUCCACUCUUCAAUCAUGGUUUUUUUUAAUAUUUGAGAUGAUAUUAACACACGAUUACACCCAAUGACGAGUCUUCCUUUAAAAUAAAAUACAGUUUGAAAAG
Messenger RNA from Seriola dumerili (greater amberjack), 6609 nucleotides. RefSeq names its product ferrochelatase (gene fech). The transcript is spliced from 11 exons. Bases 147 to 1358 code for a protein of 403 amino acids. Gene Ontology annotation, biological process: heme biosynthetic process. NCBI's taxonomy places the organism in Eukaryota, Metazoa, Chordata, Actinopteri, Carangiformes, Carangidae. The record is from RefSeq and is a predicted model, not a curated record. Gene Ontology annotation, molecular function: protoporphyrin ferrochelatase activity.